Sinocyclocheilus rhinocerous is the source of this 855-nucleotide messenger RNA. Its product is annotated as pleckstrin homology domain-containing family S member 1-like. The coding region runs from base 1 to 849 and encodes 282 amino acids. The record is from RefSeq and is a predicted model, not a curated record. Lineage: Eukaryota; Metazoa; Chordata; Actinopteri; Cypriniformes; Cyprinidae. The transcript has 9 exons.
AUGUCCAACAACAAAAAGAAACCAACAGCAACUUCAAAAUUUUACAAUGAACCAGCGAUGGUGGAGGAAUUGUACACUGGAUACCUGAUCAAGUCCCCCGCUCAACAAGCCCUGACUAAAAGCACUAAAUCAUGGAAGCGUCGUUUGUUUGUGCUCUCCAAGACGGGUGAGGACACCUACCAGCUGACAUAUUAUGCAAACGAAAGAAAAGAGAUAGACCUUUCCAAGAUCAGCCUGCUGUUUAUUGGCCCCGAGGCACAUCAGGAGUGGGACUGGAUCCAGAAAAAAUUCAAAUGUUCUCCAUCCUCUGUGCUGUUCUUGAAGGUGGAAGACAACACACCAAAACACUCAAGAGACUAUUUCCUCAUUGGAAAAAACAGUGAUGAUGUGGAUGGUUGGCUCAAUGCUUUAGUCAAGGUAAUGAAGACCCAGAAAUCACGAUAUGCCCUUCAGGACAACAGAUUUAGAUCAGCAUCUGAACCUGUAAAGAGUUCAGAACCAAAGGUUGAGGAUGAGCCUGAUGAAAGACGGUCAGCACCUGAAUUAAUGCUAACUUACCCGUCACUGUACAGCCAUUAUGACUAUCCUCGCAAGCUCAGCGAACCUCUACUACCAGUAGCGCUCAAGAUUCCAGUUAUUGAGGAUGAAGAUGAUGAGGACGAGAUGCAGGAUGAAUCUGCAGAGGACAGUGAAUACAUGUCCAUGGCAUCAUUGCAAAGAGCUUUGGAAGAAGACCAACAGGAGGCGGACACUACAUGCACGCAGAAAAACACUUCCAUUAAUGGUCAAGAGUCCUCUGUGUGCAAUGGUGCAGUCAACCAGGAAGAGGACAAUGAAAAUAAACGGUAAAUUUUG